AUGAAAAGUGCUGCUGAAAAGUGCUUAGAAGAGAUCGGUUGGGGAAAAUAUCAAAAUUUUCUUUUCAUAUGUGGCUGUGAAGCAAUUGGAAUUGGAGUCGGCGCUUCAAUGCUUAUACCUCUUAUUAUAGUUGAGCUUACAGAUAUCUCAAACGCUAGCAAAGGGCUGCUUGCAACAGUAAUGAACUUAGGAAUGCUAAUAGGUUCCUGGUACUUUGGCAAAAAGGCUGACCAAGGAGGUCGAAUUUCAUAUUUCAGACAGUCAUCCUAUAUACUUUUGCUUGGCUUAACUAUACUUUUCUUAUCAAAUACAUAUUUAGCAUUUUUGGCUGCAUUAUUUUUUAUCGGGUGUGGGUUUGGUUCUGAUAACGCUUUGAUUAAUUCUUUAUUAAUUGAAAGUAUCCCAGCAUCAGGAAGAAAAUCUCUUGCAUGGCUGCUAGGAUCUAUUAAUGUAUCGAACUGUGCAAUUUUUGUUAUAGCUGCGGUUGUUGAAGUUUUUAAAGUUACAUUUAUAAGUGACUGGAGAUUAGUUGCGGGAAUUUUCAUUAUAAUUCGUGUGAUUUUUAUAUAUUUGAGAAAUUUCCUUGAAGAAGGACCAGUUUUCUUAUGUAAACAAGGAAAAAACGAAGAAAUGAAAAAAGUUUUAAAGAAGGUAAAAAUUAAUUAGAUUGCAGAUAUGAAUGGAAUGAAAGAUUUUGACCCUGAAUUGUUAGAAAUUGUAGAAAAGCUUCCAGCAAGUGGGCCUGCAAUUUCGGAUUUAUUCAAGGUACCUUUAUCAUCAAUUACAUUUAAAUUGAUCCCACUUUUCUUCUUCACAUUUUUAGGGUUUCAAGGGAUAAUCAUGUUCUUGCCAAAAAUCAUUGUAACUGAAACCAAAUUACAAAAAUUUACUCUGAUUGCAUUUUUGCAAAUUAUAGGACUUUUAGGCAGAUUUUUAGCAGCAAAAUUAAUUGAUACAAACCUAGGGAGAAAAUAUACAACAGUGCUCAGUCAAUUUCUUCUUGCUGCAACUGCUUUUGGCUUUGCAUUUGCAAAUGGUUUCAUGCAAAAUCUGAUUGUUAAUUUUGUGUUUUCGAUUUCGCUAUCUAUGAUGAUGGCAGCUCAAAACGUCAUUUCGGCUGAAAGUUAUCCGCCAUUUAAUAGGUCUUUGAGCAUUGGAGUCUUAAUGAGUGUCGGAAGUGUAGGGGGGAUGCUGAGCUCAGUAAUACUAGGGGCAUUUAUAGAUAAUUUUGGGGUUUCUAUCGCAAUGAUUUACAGUUCCUCUGUAUUUGUCCUUGCUGGUAUGGUAGCAUCAAGGUUGAAAGAAACUCGAGAAGUUCAUAAACAAUCAUAG
Blepharisma stoltei is the source of this 1332-nucleotide messenger RNA. NCBI's taxonomy places the organism in Eukaryota, Ciliophora, Heterotrichea, Heterotrichida, Blepharismidae. The record is from the annotation of a GenBank genome assembly.